UUGUUCUUUAACCAAUCCGGUCGCCGCCAUUUCUCACCUUCUCCUUCCGGAAACCCUAGUGAGAAUUCUCUCAAUCUUUAGCCAUGGCGGAGAGAGGAGAACGUGGAGGUUUUGGGCGCGGCUUUGGCCGUGGUCGUGGCGAUAGAGGCCGUGGCGACCGCCGAGGCGGGCGCCGGGGUGGUGGACGUCGUGAGGAGGAGGAGAAGUGGGUUCCUGUUACCAAGCUUGGCCGCCUUGUCAAAGAAGGAAAGAUCAAGAGCUUGGAGCAGAUCUACCUUCACUCUCUCCCAGUGAAAGAGCACCAGAUCAUCGAAACUCUCAUCGGAGGCCCCGGAUCUGGCCUCAAGGAUGAGGUCAUGAAGAUCAUGCCCGUCCAGAAGCAGACUCGCGCCGGGCAGCGCACCCGCUUCAAGGCCUUCGUCGUCGUCGGUGAUAGCAAUGGGCACGUCGGCCUUGGCGUCAAGUGCGCUAAGGAAGUAGCUACCGCGAUCCGUGGCGCGAUCAUACUGGCGAAGCUGUCUGUAGUUCCUGUCAGGAGGGGAUAUUGGGGAAAUAAGAUUGGAUUGCCGCACACCGUGCCGUGCAAGGUGACUGGUAAGUGUGGCUCGGUCACUGUUCGUUUGGUACCGGCGCCUCGUGGUUCUGGGAUUGUUGCUGCUAGGGUUCCGAAGAAGCUGUUGCAAUUCGCUGGCAUUGAGGAUGUCUUCACUUUCCGUGGCUCUACCAAGACCCUUGGCAACUUUGUUAAGGCUACAUUUGACUGUCUAAUGAAGACCUACGGCUUCCUGACACCUGACCUUUGGACUGAGACUCGCUUUACCAGGUCUCCCUUCCAAGAGUUCACAGAUCUUUUGGCAAAACCCACCAAAACCAUCAUUGAGGAACCUGAGAGGCUGGAAGCUUAACAAUGGCUAUCAUAUGUCAGUUUUGUUUUUCUGUUCCAUCUAUAGUUUUUAUUACGCGGGACUUGUGUAGUAAGACAGAUCAAAUGGAUGCCCUUGUUAAUUUUUAGUGUCUGCCUUAAAUGAUGAAAUCAUCUCCUGGGUUGAACUGUUUGAUCC
Molecule: messenger RNA, 1061 nt
Organism: Dioscorea cayenensis subsp. rotundata (Guinea yam)
Lineage: Eukaryota; Viridiplantae; Streptophyta; Magnoliopsida; Dioscoreales; Dioscoreaceae
Product: 40S ribosomal protein S2-like
Biological process (GO): translation
Cellular component (GO): ribosome; cytosolic small ribosomal subunit
Molecular function (GO): structural constituent of ribosome; RNA binding
Source: RefSeq, a predicted model, not a curated record